This is a messenger RNA of Agrilus planipennis (emerald ash borer), 1592 nucleotides long. Its product is annotated as ATP synthase subunit alpha, mitochondrial. Gene Ontology annotation, biological process: proton transmembrane transport; proton motive force-driven ATP synthesis. Lineage: Eukaryota; Metazoa; Arthropoda; Insecta; Coleoptera; Buprestidae. The record is from RefSeq and is a predicted model, not a curated record. Gene Ontology annotation, molecular function: ATP binding; proton-transporting ATP synthase activity, rotational mechanism; ADP binding.
GCAUGACGGGAAAUUUUUCCAAACCUCUCAAAGGCAGUUUCGUCGCCUCACGUCUUUCACAAAAAAAUCAUUGCUGGGCAAUCGAGAAAAAUAAAAUAUGUCCAUGUUAUCUAUUCGUGUUGCAGCCCGUGCGGCAAGGCGACUUCCAAACAAUUCUCAAGUAGUAGCUUUGAUUGCUCCAGCAACUAAUGUUGCAGCACGAAAUUUCCAUGCAUCUGCCAUUAAUAAUUCAGCUGAAAUUAGUUCAAUUUUGGAAGAAAGGAUCCUUGGAGCAACCACCAAAGGUAAUCUUGAUGAAACUGGUCGUGUCUUAAGUAUUGGUGAUGGUAUUGCCCGUGUGUAUGGUCUUAAGAAUGUACAAGCCGAGGAGAUGGUGGAAUUUUCUUCUGGCCUUAAGGGUAUGGCUCUUAACUUGGAACCUGACAAUGUUGGUGUAGUAGUAUUUGGUAAUGACAAACUGAUUAAAGAAGGUGAUAUUGUAAAGAGAACUGGUGCUAUUGUGGAUGUACCAGUAGGUGAUCAAUUGUUGGGUCGUGUAGUUGACGCCUUAGGUAACGCAAUUGACGGUAGGGGACCAAUUGAUACCAAACAACGUUUCCGAGUUGGUGUCAAAGCCCCUGGUAUUAUUCCAAGGGUCUCAGUAACAGAGCCUAUGCAGACUGGUAUUAAAGCUGUAGACUCAUUGGUGCCCAUUGUAAAACUGCCCUCGCUAUCGACACGAUCAUUAACCAGAAGAGGUUUAACGACGCUGAUGAUGAAAAGAAAAAAUUAUACUGUAUCUAUGUAGCCAUUGGUCAGAAGAGAUCCACCGUCGCUCAAAUUUUAAAGCGACUCAUGGACACCGGUGCUGACAAGUACACCAUCAUUGUUUCAGCCACAGCUUCCGACGCCGCCCCCUUGCAAUAUCUUGCUCCCUAUUCAGGCUGUGCCAUGGGAGAAUAUUUCAGAGACAACGGUAAACACGCCCUCAUCAUUUAUGAUGACUUGUCAAAACAGGCUGUUGCUUAUCGUCAAAUGUCUCUGUUGUUGAGACGUCCUCCAGGUCGUGAGGCUUAUCCCGGUGACGUAUUCUACUUGCAUUCACGUCUUUUGGAACGUGCCGCCAAAAUGUCCAAUGCCAAUGGGGGUGGUUCCCUAACUGCUUUGCCCGUCAUUGAAACCCAGGCCGGUGACGUUUCUGCCUACAUUCCAACCAACGUCAUCUCCAUCACUGACGGACAAAUAUUCUUGGAAACUGAAUUGUUCUACAAAGGUAUCAGACCAGCCAUCAAUGUUGGUCUGUCCGUAUCUCGUGUAGGAUCAGCUGCCCAGACAAAAGCCAUGAAACAGGUUGCCGGUUCUAUGAAACUGGAAUUGGCUCAGUAUCGUGAGGUAGCCGCCUUCGCCCAGUUCGGUUCCGAUUUGGACGCUGCCACCCAACAACUUUUGAACAGAGGUGUUCGUUUAACGGAAUUAUUAAAACAGGGUCAAUAUGUACCCAUGGCUAUCGAAGAACAAGUAGCGAUCAUCUAUUGUGGUGUCCGGGGCCACCUUGACAAACUUGAUCCUAGCAAGAUCACCGUUUUCGAAAAGGAAUUCUCCCAACACAUCAA